AUGGAUAAGUUCGCUGCCUUUGGCAAGAACAUCAGCUCGGCCUUCAAUUCGACCGUCACCCCCUCUUUCCAGCGAAGCCAGCAGUAUCUGAAGGAGCAAUUUGGAAAUGCCGAAGACAAGACUCAACUCCCAGCUGAUUACACGGAACUCGAAAAGCGAGUCGAGGCCUUGAAGCAGGUUCAUCAGAAGCUUCUCGAUGUGACGUACCAAUACCAGAAUGAAGCCUACGAUUACCCGCCCAAUAUCCGUGAAUCGUUUGGGGAUUUGGGUCGAAGCAUCUCGGACAAAGUGAGCCUGCUAUCCAAGGCCUCCAAUGCCACCGAGGCCGCAAAUGCUUUCACUGCGCCCCCAUCGGCCAAGCCGCAACCGAAGACCUUCAACCAUGCCAUAGCCCGCGCUUCGUUGUCUAGUUCCCAUAUGCUCAAGCAGGCCAACACGACCGGCGCAAGCGAAGAGCCCCUGGCUGUGGCGCUCGAGCGGUACGCACUGGCGGAAGAGAAAGUGGGCGAAGCGCGACUGGCACAGGACCAGGCCAUUCAGUCACGGUUCCUCGCGGGAUGGACUACCACGUUGAACACGAACAUUCAGUUUGCGACAAAAGCACGAAAAGCCGUCGAGAACAGCCGCCUGUUGCUGGACAGCACCAAGGCGGCCAAGAAGAGUCAAGUGCAGGGCCGAGGGAUGAACCCGGACGACGAGACCGCCAUGAGCGAGGACGCCCGCGCCGAGAUCGAGGCCAAGGAGGACGACUUUGUCUCGCAGGUCGAGGAGGCUCAGGGGGUCAUGAAGAAUGUCUUGGAUACACCCGAACCUCUCCGCAACCUGGCGGAUCUGAUUGCCGCACAGCUCGAGUACCACAAGAAAGCAUACGAGAUCUUGUCGGAACUGGCGCCGGAGAUUGAUCAGCUUCAAGUCGAACAGGAAAGCAACUACCGCAAGAGUAGGGAGGGCGCGUAG
Molecule: messenger RNA, 957 nt
Organism: Cladophialophora yegresii CBS 114405
Lineage: Eukaryota; Fungi; Ascomycota; Eurotiomycetes; Chaetothyriales; Herpotrichiellaceae
Exons: 5
Coding region: 1-957 (318 amino acids)
Source: RefSeq, a predicted model, not a curated record